AGCGGAGAGCUGUCUUCAGUCUGUGGAGGACCGACGUCAGUGUUUGUGCUUCUCUGGGAAGAUGGCGGAGGCUGCGGCUGUUCCACCGCAUCGGUUUUUCUGUCACUGUUGUAAGGGAGAAGUGAACCCAAAACUCCCGGAGUACACCUGUCCAAGGUGUGAAUCAGGGUUCAUAGAAGAAGUAACAGAAGACUCCAGUCUUCUAGAGGGUGGCUCCAAUGGGAUAGAUGACACAGCCACACAGUUUGCAGAGCUAUGGCACCUGUUGUUACUGGAGCGGCCAUUCACAACAGACGGCGACACGCCGGACUCAGAACCUCGGCUACCCGGAGGCCGCUUGGGGAGUCUGAGCGACUUAGGAGGUUUAGGGGGUGGGCCAAUUGGGGGGUCAGUCCCAGCAGGGUUAGGGGGACCUAUGGGGGGUCUACUAGGAGCAGGGGAACACUGGGGUCCGGGGCGUCCCCCUCGUCUGCACAGCCAGAGGAGAUAUCGGUCCAGAGGCAGCAGUAGACCCGACCGCUCGCCUGCUGUUGAAGGGAUUGUACAACAGUUCCUUGCUGGUCUCUUUGCCAACUCUGGAGUCCCUGGCUCCCCACCCCUGUCGUGGACAGGGAUGCUGCACUCUAACCCAGGGGAUUACGCUUGGGGACAGGGAGGGUUAGACGCUGUGAUAACGCAGUUACUAGGUCAGCUGGAGAACACAGGGCCUCCUCCAGCAGAGAAAGAGAAAAUCUCUUCACUCCCAACUGUCAAUAUCUCUCAGGAACAAGCAGAUUGCUGUAUGGAAUGUCCAGUGUGCAAAGAGGACUUUGCUGUGGGAGAGCCAGUCAGACAGCUACCCUGUAACCACUUCUUUCAUUCAGACUGUAUAGUGCCAUGGCUGGAAAUGCAUGACACAUGUCCAGUGUGUAGGAAGAGUUUGAACGGAGAAGACAGCAGCAGCCAGCCCCCUUCAGAGUCCCCCACCCUCUCCAUGGACCCCCGCACACAGGAGAGAUGGUCCUUCUGAGACACCCACCUGUGUCAUCCCUCGCUUCUCCUCGCCCACUUUCAACAACACACAGAGAAGACCGAAUGCUUCUCACUCUCCUCUCUUCAUCUCUGUUGCAGUCAUAAUCAUCUCGGUCUGAUAUUUUUUUUUUUGUAUUUUAAUUUUUUAUUUUAAUGCCUUUCUCCUCGACCAUGUAUACAGAAACCCUUGCAGACGUCUUAACAGCCUCCUGAAGUCUGCUGGAUCUCCUGUUUUCUUUUUUGCCUCACAUCGAACCAGCAGAGACUGAAAGUGAUCAAACCCAUGUACUCUACUUCCACCUCUCAAGCAAGCUCCUUUUCCGUUUAUUUUCUGAAAUGCACUGCUGCAAAACACUAUUGUAAGGAAAUGCCAGACUUUACGUCAUACACCACGCCCUCAUCAACUCAUUGGAAUUAUGGCUAAAAGCUGCAACUGAGCCCUGGAGAAUACAGUCAGGGUUACAUUAACUCUUGGCAUUUACAUGACAAGAAUAUGUAGAGCCCUGCAAUAAGUGUAAUAAUGAUGAAGGGUUAGAUAAUGUUUAACUUUUGGGAGAUUAAGAUGUGGAUUGAACUCUGGGUCGCUGCUGUUUAACGGCCUCAAACUGAAGCUGUGACAUAGAACUAAAGUAAAGGGAUUCCUCACACCCUCCAGCACCAUUAAAAUAUCAGUCAUAGCAAUAAAGGAAUGAAAUUACAAAUCUAAA
This is a messenger RNA of Notolabrus celidotus (New Zealand spotty), 1718 nucleotides long. RefSeq names its product ring finger protein 115 (gene rnf115). Gene Ontology annotation, biological process: protein ubiquitination; ubiquitin-dependent protein catabolic process; positive regulation of DNA-templated transcription. The record is from RefSeq and is a predicted model, not a curated record. Gene Ontology annotation, cellular component: cytoplasm; nucleoplasm. Gene Ontology annotation, molecular function: ubiquitin protein ligase activity. The coding region runs from base 62 to 1009 and encodes 315 amino acids. The transcript is spliced from 9 exons. NCBI's taxonomy places the organism in Eukaryota, Metazoa, Chordata, Actinopteri, Labriformes, Labridae.